AUGGCAAUCGUUCGGGCAUUAUACGUGUCAGCGAUGCGUCUCCUUCAAUUGAUUAUUUCUUUUUUCCGCAAUUUGUGCAAUGGAAAUCGCACCAAGAAGCGAAUGGAAAUGGACGAUUUACCAUUUGAAGUCGUCGUCGACAACAUCCGAACGGAGAGAAAAGGUGAAGAACGAGCAUCGCUACUCCAAAAUGAAGUAAACGACUCGUGGGGAGACGAAGAUUGGGAUAAAAAGGAAGAAGUCAACGACAAGAUUGAGCAGUGGAGGAAUAAUAAUGCCCAGAAGCCGGAUACACAUGCCAAGCCAGAAGACGACUUGUUCAGCACCCUCGAACCAACAAUAACCAGUGCCAGAAAGGUCGUCAUAGCCCCACGUGGCGGAUUCCGUGACACCGCCCCAAAGAAAAGCAGAUUCGAGUUCAACGAAGCAAGCGUGGGAGCUACGACGACACUUGGAGAGAUUGACGAUGAUCUUCUCGGAUGGGGUGAUGAUGACCUGGACACCACUUUGAAAGAACACCGCGAGGAGCAACACCGACAACUCCAGCAAGAACAUGAACGACGUCUGCAACAGAAAAAAAUGCAAAAUGCCGGAACUCACCAUAUGCUCUAA
Messenger RNA from Caenorhabditis remanei, 612 nucleotides. RefSeq lists its product as uncharacterized. Bases 1 to 612 code for a protein of 203 amino acids. The record is from RefSeq and is a predicted model, not a curated record. Lineage: Eukaryota; Metazoa; Nematoda; Chromadorea; Rhabditida; Rhabditidae. The transcript has 6 exons. Gene Ontology annotation, cellular component: secretory granule.